CAAACGGCCCCAUGCCCACUGGCCAGCUUCCUACGCCCACUGGCCUCACGCCCGCUCGUUCGCUUGCCAAUUUCAGCCCCUUCUCUCUCCUUCCAUUUUUCUAAUUUCACUCCCGAAAAGAAAAGUAAAAAAAGAAAAUUCACAAGACAAACAAAGGAUAUCGUUUUCAUUUUUUAUUCAGGAAACACGAACCAAACAAAUCAAACCGAGCCGAAAAUUAGGGUUACCAAAUUCCCUCUCCCUUUCUUUCUCCCGGUAUUUUCCAUUUCUCUUCCUAUUUUUCGCUAAAAUCUUUUAUCUUUCCCGGGAAUAUUUCACCUCAUUUUAUCAGCUUCAUCUAUUCACCUUUUUUUUCCCCCUUUCCCCAAUCCCAGUUUCCCUAUCUUCUAACUAUUCAAUUAUACGCUAUUUUCCUAACUUUGAUUUCAAUCAUUUUCUUUUCACAGAAUUUCAUACAUGAGGGAAAAGGGAAGAUUCGUGCAUAUCUAUUUGAAAAUAGGGGGAGGGAUUUCAGGAUGUUUUGCACACCAUUGAUUGCGCUUUAUGGGUUUUGGUUAGUGAAUUUUUCAAUUUCUUUUUUUAUAAUUUUCCAUUUUUCAAUUUAUGGGUUAUUGCUGAUUUAGGGUUUCUAGGAUUUUAUUAGUCAAUGGAUUCUGUAAAUACGACCCCCUCCACCAGCAGGGUCAAAUGUUGUGAUUGCGAGUGCAAUUGUUCCAUAACAAACAGCUCCUUUUCGGGGACUUGGUUACGGACUGUCAAGCGAAAAUUUGAUGAAUAUGAUGAGAGUGAGAAGAAAUUUGUGAUCCCCGGUUUAAUUUUGCCGCAAACGGCCCGUAUAGAGAUGGAAAAUGAGUGUAUUGCUUUAAGGGAAAUGGUUUGUGACCAACAGGAAACUAUUCAGGAAUUGAGUGUUGAGUUGGAGGAAGAGAGGAACGCAGCCUCCUCAGCUGCUAAUGAAGCGAUGUCGAUGAUUUUGAGGUUGCAAAGGGAAAAAGCUGAGUCACAAAUGGAAUUUAGGCAAUUCAAAAUGUUCACGGAGGAGAAAAUGGCUCAUGACCAGCAGGAGAUAAUCGCACUGGAGGAUUUGUUGUAUAAGAGGGAGCAAGUGAUGCAGUCGUUGACUUGUGAGGUGCAAAUGUAUAAGCACAGGAUGUUGAGUUAUGGGCUAUUGGAGUCUGAGGUUGAGGAUGAUGGUGAGAAAGAGAUGGGCCAUUUUAGCCUGAACAAUAGUUCAGGUGAGAGUUUAUAUGGCCGCUUUGGAACUCCUUCUUAUGAUUACCCUCCCUUGAAGUGCACUGUAAAUGAGAACCAAGUAUACACUGAGGUUGAUAAUGAGGUUGUGGAUGUUGAGAAAUAUGCAUUUGGGGAAGCCCCACGAUCAUCUGAUCAAUUGCAAGAUCUGGAGAAGAGGAUCAAUCAGCUGGAAACAACGCCAAGUAGUCAGACUGACGGAGAAGUAUUUAACAACAAUGUUCUUGAAAAAGCAAUAGUUGUUCAGUCUCCAUUUGUAACAAAUAAAGAAAAAAUCUCAGAUUUCAUCUCAGAUUCUCCGAAGUAUGUUGGAAAUGUUAGAAAAUCAGAAAAUUCAGAAGCAGAAGAGUAUGCAAACUUGAGGAAGGUGGAUGAGUCAUCCGAAGGUGCCGAUGAAAUGAGUGACAGGGUUUAUACAAUUGACUCUAUACAUCAGGGUGCUGGAUGUAAUGGUGACUCAGAGACCAAGGCUUCUGUUCAUACCCCAAGGGAUUCAAUAAAUCAUACAGAUUUUGGAGAUCCUGUGGUCACGAAGCUUUAUAUUAGGCUGCAGGCCCUUGAGGCUGAUCGGGAAUCAAUGAGGCAGGCUAUCAUUUCUAUGAGGACUGAUAAAGCACAGCUGAUAUUGCUUAAAGAAAUUGCUCAGCAGUUGUGCAAAGAAGCGUCUCCAGCAAGGAGGACACCUUUGAGGAAGACAUCUGUAAUCAGGAGCUUUUCCUUCAUGCCAAUAUUCAAGUGGAUAAUAUCCUGUGUCUUGUGGAGAAGGAAAGCACAUCGAUGCAAGUACUUGUUUGGUUUGACAGCCAACAGGGCGGGCUUGCUAAUGCUUUUAGACAAGGGACCUCAUGUUGGGCAAUGGAGAUGUCUUUCAAGUACACAAGUUUGAGACCAAUCCUCAUUGGUCCACAUCUCUUAUGUUCAUCGGCAUGAUUGCAGAACGGAUUUUAGUCAGAUUAGUUGCUUUUGGAUGUUCAUUCAUUUGCUCUCGCCUUAUCUGGCUUGCUGCUGCGAAUUUGGGUACUGGAUUACUUUGUGCGGUGUUCUUUUAACUUGAUUGUUGGAAUUGAAUACAUCUUGAUGAGAAACAGUCAGCAAAAAUUAUAGUUGUUCCUUGGCCAUAUAAAACGUGGAUCUUAUGGCAUGUUGGAAUUUCACUUUAGGUUAGUUUACAUUUGUAUAUUGUAGAUUUGUGAAUAAUUUUCCUUGGGGGGUGUCUCAAUACAAAAUGAGUGCUUUGUUUGGGAUUGAAACGUAGGUGAUUGAUUGAAUAGAAUGAGUGCAGUUUUUGUGUU
Molecule: messenger RNA, 2543 nt
Organism: Capsicum annuum
Lineage: Eukaryota; Viridiplantae; Streptophyta; Magnoliopsida; Solanales; Solanaceae
Product: myosin-binding protein 7
Exons: 3
Coding region: 647-2137 (496 amino acids)
Source: RefSeq, a predicted model, not a curated record